Penicillium alfredii is the source of this 1596-nucleotide messenger RNA. Its product is annotated as FAD-binding oxidoreductase. The coding region runs from base 1 to 1596 and encodes 531 amino acids. The record is from RefSeq and is a predicted model, not a curated record. The transcript has 3 exons. NCBI's taxonomy places the organism in Eukaryota, Fungi, Ascomycota, Eurotiomycetes, Eurotiales, Aspergillaceae. Gene Ontology annotation, molecular function: FAD binding; oxidoreductase activity.
AUGGCCCAAGCAACACGUUUAGUCCUCUUCCUCAUCACUCUCCUCCCUGGGAUCCAGGCAGGGCUCUCCUCACCGUCCUGCCGCUGCUUCCCCGGGGACGCAUGCUGGCCAUCAGUCAAGCAAUGGAGCGACUUCAAUGCCACUAUCGGCGGCAGGCUGAUCUCCACAACCCCCCUCGGCAGCGUGUGCCACACGAGCAAGGCCUUCGGCGCUUACGACGCCCGUGCCUGCGCCGAUUUAAAGACCGUCUGGCCCCUCCCGGCCACGCAUUACGAAACCGCCUGGUCCCCGAUGCAAGCCUGGUUCACGAAUUUCUCUUGCAAUCCCUUCCUGCCGCCCGACGCCCCCUGCACCACAGACCCGUUCGUGCGGUACGCAGUGAAUGUCAGCUCGGCAGUUGACGUGCGCAAAACCCUCGCCUUCACGUCGCGCCACAACAUCCGUGUCGUCAUCCGCAACACCGGCCAUGACUACCUGGGCAAAUCGACCGGCCCCGGCGCCGUGGUCCUGUGGACCUACCAUCUGAAACAUAUGGAGUCCCUGCACUAUACCUCCCCCGUUUACUCGGGCCCCGCUAUGCGCGUCGGCGCAGGCGUCCAGGGCUUCGAGGCUAUGGCUGCUGCACAUGCGCGCAACAAGCUCAUCCUCACGGGCAACUGUCCUACUAUUGGCGUCACUAGUGGCUACAGCCAGGGUGGCGGUCACGGCCAGCUUGCGUCGCUGUUCGGCCUGGCUGCGGACCAAAUACUCGAGUGGGAAGUUGUCUCCGCUGCGGGUGAGCUGCUGACUGUCUCGCCUGAGAAGCACCCAGAUCUCUACUGGGCGCUUGCAGGGGGAGGCGGAGGGACCUAUGCCGUGGUUCUGAGCGGCGUCGUCAAGGUGUACCCCGAGCGGCGCACUGCUACGGCGACCCUGACGUUUGAUGGGUCCGAAGUAGAUCCCCGCGUCUUCUGGGAUGUGAUUCAACACUUCGUCGUGGCCGUUCUCCCUGUCGUGGAUGCCGGGGGCGUGGCGGUCUGGGCGGUCAUCGAGGACUCGUUCAGUGUAACCCCCAUCACGCUGCCGGGUGGCACGAGGGAACAGCUGCAGAGUCAUCUGCAGUCGACGGUGGAGCUGUUGAAGCGGCACAAGAUUCCAUACGUGAACCACAACGCCACCGCUCUCUUCUCCGCGCUCCGGAGCAUCGCCGCAGACGACGCUGUGAUAUCAGGCAUCUCCAUGAAUGUAUCAAGGACACAGCCGCCUAACAACGCAGUCAACCCGGCGUGGCGCAAUUCCGCUAUCUCCGUGACACUAGGAACGACAUACAAUUAUACUGACCGCGCUGUCGAUGUACAACGCCAAGAGCUAAUGACAAAGGAACUCCUCCCUCGCCUCGAGCUUCUCACACCUGGGAGUGGUGCGUACCUGAAUGAAGGAGACUUCAACCAGCCGGAUUGGCAGCGGGUGUUUUACGGCAGAAACUACCCCCGGCUGGAGGCCAUCAAGGUACGGUAUGACCCGCGGGAUAUGUUCUAUGCACGCACGGCCGUGGGCAGUGAGCGAUGGGUGGAGCGGAAGGAUGGAAGAUUGUGUCGGCGUGGAUCUGGGAUAUGA